Calypte anna (Anna's hummingbird) is the source of this 5625-nucleotide messenger RNA. It is a transcript of the gene AFAP1, whose product is annotated as actin filament associated protein 1. Gene Ontology annotation, molecular function: SH2 domain binding; SH3 domain binding. Lineage: Eukaryota; Metazoa; Chordata; Aves; Apodiformes; Trochilidae. Gene Ontology annotation, cellular component: cytosol. The record is from RefSeq and is a predicted model, not a curated record.
AUGGAAGAGUUUAAUAGUGAGCUGCGCCUGUUUGAACUUUUGGACCAUGAAUAUCUAACUUCCACUGUCAGGGAGAAGAAGGCAGUAAUAACUAACAUUCUCCUGAGGAUACAGUCAUCUAAAGGUUUUGAAAUAAAAGAACAUGUACAGAAGCAAGAAGUUUCCAGCAGUUUGCCAGCACCUCCUCAAAUGCCUCUACCAGAAAUACCUCAACAGUGGUUGCCACCAGAUAAUGGGCCUCCACCAUUACCAACAUCUUCCCUCCCUGAAGGCUAUUAUGAAGAGGCAGUGCCACUUAGUCCUGGAAAGGCUCCUGAAUACAUCACUUCCAAUUAUGACUCAGAUGCUAUGAGCAGCUCUUAUGAAUCAUAUGAUGAAGAGGAGGAGGAUGGAAAGGGGAAGAAAAUGAGGCAUCAGUGGCCUUCUGAGGAGGCCUCUAUGGAUCUGGUGAAGGAUGCUAAAAUCUGUGCCUUCCUCCUUAGAAAGAAACGAUUUGGGCAAUGGACCAAACUACUGUGUGUUAUCAAAGAAAACAGACUACUGUGUUACAAAAGUUCCAAGGACCAGCAGCCCCAGAUGGAGCUACUCCUGAAUGACUGCAGCAUCACUUACAUUCCCAAAGACAGCAAAAAGAAGAAGCAUGAGCUGAAGAUCUCACACCAAGGAGCUGAUGCCCUGGUGCUUGCAGUACAGAGCAAAGAGCAGGCGGAACAGUGGCUAAAGGUUAUAAAAGAUGUGUGCAGCAACUUUAUGGGAGCAGUAGACUCCGAUGGGCCCUUGUCUAGUUCUCCAGUGCACAAGACAGAGCUGGAAAAGAAGUUGUCAUCUGAGAGGCCAAGCUCAGAUGGGGAGGGCACUGCGGAAAAUGGAAUCACUACUGUAUGCAAUGGGAAAGAACAAGUGAAGAGGAAAAAAAGUUCAAAAUCAGAAGCCAAGGGCACUGUGACUAAAGUAACAGGGAAAAAAAUAACAAAGAUCAUUGGUUUAGGGAAGAAAAAGCCAUCAACAGAUGAACAGACCUCAUCAGCUGAAGAAGAUGUUCCAACAUGUGGAUACCUCAACGUGCUCUCAAAUAACCGCUGGCGUGAGCGCUGGUGCAGAGUGAAAGAUAAUAAACUAAUUUUCCACAAGGACAGGACAGAUCUGAAGACACACAUCGUUUCUAUUCCACUCCAUGGCUGUGAAGUCAUCCCGGGACUGGACUCGAAGCAUCCCCUGACAUUCCGCCUGCUCCGAAACGGGCAGGAGGUCGCUGUGCUCGAGGCAUCCUCCUCUGAAGACAUGGGCAGAUGGAUAGGAAUUUUGCUGGCAGAAACAGGGUCCUCAACAGACCCCGGAGCUCUGCACUAUGACUACAUUGACGUGGAAAUGACAGCGAGCGUCAUCCAGGCUGCCAAGCAGACCUUUUGCUUUAUGAACAGGCGAGUUAUAUCUACAAAUCCGUACCGGGGAAGCACUGCCAAUGGCUACGCCUGUCCGAGUGGAAUGGCACUUCAUUAUGAUGAUGUUCCCUGCAUAAAUGGAUCGUUUAAAGGCAAGAAGCCUCCUGCGACUGCCAACGGGAUCACCGGGAAAGGGAGAACAUUAAAUAACCAGCCAAAGAAAACCGAAUCCAUGUCAUGCGUGAAGCGUGCUGUCUCCAAUGCAGAGCAGUACAAAUAUGGCAAGAACCGUGUGGAGGCAGAUGCAAAGAGGUUACAAAGCAAAGAGGAAGAGCUGCUGAAGAGGAAAGAAGCACUGAGGAACAGACUUGCCCAGCUCCGAAAAGAAAGAAAAGAUCUACGUGCUGCCAUUGAAGUCAAUGCUGGCAGGAAGACCCAAGUGAUUCUUGAAGAUAAGUUAAAGAAGUUGGAAGAGGAGUGUAAGCAGAAGGAGGCUGAGCGUGUAAACCUGGAGCUAGAACUGACUGAGGUGAAGGAGAGCCUUAAGAAAGCCUUGGCUGGUGGCAUCACCCUGGGCUUGGCUAUUGAGCCCAAGUCAGGAACAUCAAGCCCACAGUCUCCAAUUUUCAAGCACCAAACUUUGGAAAACUCUCCAAUCUCCAGUUGUGAUACCAGUGAUACCGAGUGCUCAAUACCCGUGAACAGUGCAGCAGCUCUGAAGCACCCUCCCUCAUCGAAUAAUUCUCCAUGUCGAGGCCAUGUCCUUCGAAAAGCAAAGGAGUGGGAGAUGAAAAACGGAACAUAAACAUAGCAAAAUCACUCACUUCCCAUAAAGGCCGUACCUACUAUGGACCAAGACAUAGGCUGCAAAAGACUCAUCUGAAAGAUGGUAUCAUGUGAUACAACAUAAGAGGUUUUGUAAUUCUGUUAAGUUAAUGGUAGCUUGGCGCUAAUUUGCCUGUACUCCCUCUACUGUAUUUCUGUGUAACUAUGUGUGCCACUUCUUGUUAUUAGCUGUAACUUUAUUUCCAACUUCACUGGCAAAGAAAAUGAAAACCAAAAAAACCCCAAACUAACCCUAGGAAGUAAGAAGGAGCAUAAAGUUGCAUCUGAAAGUUUUCUUGGCUGAAACAUGGACCAGCAGUGUUAAUUAUAUUGCAACAGAUGCCCUGAACACCAGUGAAGGAUGGAUUUAGACAAGAGGUGAAAUCAUUACAGAUAAAACUGACUUUGCAAGGUCUGCCACAGAGGUGGAGCAAAGUCUUCCUUGUUAGCAGUUGUUUUGCUUUUUGCUGUUCACAUGGCAAAAGAAAUGUAUUCACAGACAUGGCCCAGGUUGCUCAAGCUGGGAAGGCAGGAGCUCUGGAGUGCCUUUGCUCUCUGAGCUGGUGCUUGCAAAGCAUUUUUUGAUAUGUCUUAGGCAGAUGCUUUUGUCAUUGGGGGAUAAAAAGUUGCCAUAUUUUGAGAAAAUGCAUUUUAGUAUAUUCUCUUCAUUACUAUUACAAAGCACCAGCCAUUUUCAAAGGUCAUGUUGUCAGUCUAUGAUUUGUUCCUGAGUUUUUUAAAAGGGAAACAGGUAUCUUUAGAUACCACUUUUUUUCUACACUUUCUGAAAAAGAAAACGUAUUUGAAAUUAAUCCUCAGCAGCUAAUGGCAAGUCAGAAUAGCUUAUGCAGUCUGUCAUGUUUUGUUUUUGUUUUUUUUAAUUUUAUAAUUUAGUAUUGUUAAACUUGAGUUAUAGAACACUGCUGUAUUUAAUUUCCUUCAUCUUUUCAGACCUCUGCUAUUAUUUUUGAGGAAGAUGGGCUGAAGAGAUUAUAAUUUCCAUACUUUAUUUUAUUAACAGUUUUACAAAUAAUUGGGGAUUUUCUCAGACGGGAGUCUAUUUCUGUUUACUAGGAUACAGCAUCUUGCAUUUUAGUCUUUAAAAUUUUAAAAAUCUUGUCUCCAUCCAUGUCACUCCUGAGAACUCACAUUGCAGUAAAUUGCCAACUAAAGUCCUUCAAAAUCUCAAGAUUUGAUUUAAAAAAAUCAGGAGAGAGAGAAAAUGGAAAAAAGCCCACCAUAUAAUGAGUUGGGUUCUUUUAAUUUUUUUAUUUAUUUUUUUUUUUAGCCUUUGGAGAGCCUUCAAUCACACACUUAAGAUUUUUUUCCUCCUCAACUGUGAGGAAUAGAAAAUUACCUUAAUUUUUAAAAAAAUAAUAAUUGAACAACUACUCCAAUGUUAAGAUAAUCACAGAUGUUAGGGCUGGUAUCUUGACAAUUUGUCAAGAUUUGCAAUAAAAAGCACAGAAGUCGGCAAGGCAGCAGUUAUCAAGGCUCACAUGCCUUUAUGGCCUAGCCUAUAGUUUGUCUCUUACUGUGAGGAAUAGGUGUGUAACUCCUGAAGGUUACACUGGAAUUCCCAGCUGAACUGUAUGCCAGAAGACUUUCUGCAGGAGCUGGUGGGAUUUGAAAGCACGGAGCUAUCAGAAAGACCUGGUGGCUUCUAGGACACAGGGCUGUGUCUUGGCAUCAGUUGCAGUUUGUGCUAGGGAUCCCAUUGACCUCAGCAGAGCAGAAAUGGGGCCCAACAUAAGAAAAGGCUCUUUGCUUCCUGGGAUUGUGCUUUGUACAAAGUGCCACAGGAAUGUAGAUACAGUAACGUAGCAACUAUUUUCACUGAAGACAGGAUUUAAAAAUACUAUUUUAGGUCAUCUGCUUGCUUACUAACCCUAUCAGUGAGGAGCACAUUCUAAUGCUGUAUGACCAUGGACUAAACAGUAUCAAGUUCCCAUAUAUAUUAGCAGAAACAAAUUUGAAACAAAAGUAAGUUCAUUUAGGCUUUUUAUUUCAAAUUAAGUUAUUUAUUUGUAUAUUUCAAUAAAUAUUUAAUUUAUAUCUGUACAUAUUUAUGAUGCAAAUUAUGCUUCUAGUCAAUGUUUGCAAUGAUAUAGCAGUUGCCAUCAAGAAGCAAUGCAGAGUAGUCAAAAGCCAAAUCAUUGGUCUUGUUUACCCAGUAUUGGUAUUGUAUCUUCCAUCCCCUAUAGCCCAUGGAAAAACAAAACCAAAAACCUUGGCAAGGGCAGGUUUUAAAAAUGCCUGAGAUAGAUGCAGAUUCCUGCCAAUUUCUGUCCAAGGAAACAGUCGUGCACCCAACCCCAGCCCUGGUGCUGCAGCCUCAGGCUGGGCUGUGGAUACCAGAGCCCUCAGCACCUCUCACACCCACCACAGCAGGGGCUGCCAUCAAAAUGAAGCAUCUGUCACCCUUCCCCCAGCAAAAAACUCCACAAAGCCACCACUGCCCCCAUCCUGGCAUAUACUGUAAUUGUAGAAGUUCAUUGGUACCAUCACAUUUUGCAGUAGUGACAUGUCUAGUCUGCAUAAUGUCCAAUGUUUUGAAAAGAAGAAAACAAAAAGCCUCGGGAAAUAACCUCUCCAUAGACCGCAUUUGGUGCCAUGAAAUAAACUUGGUUUUGUUGAAAAGUAUUACAAUUUUUUACAAAAAGCAACAAAAGCAACAAACAGCAUUUUUUAAAUUUCAGAAUCACUAGGCAAAGUCAGCAAUAGAGAAGCAUAGCUUUUGUUUUAAAAGAAAACUUUUGUACUUUAAACCAUUGCAUUUCUAUGUCUUUAGAGAAAAUAUUACACUUGUUCUUCCUCAACAAACUGCUGUUACUCCAGGUGCUUUUUUUUCAUUGUUUUUUUAAUGGGUGAUUCUUUUUUAAUAAUAAUAAUAAAAAAUAAGAUCAUGACCUUGGGGGAUAAAAGCUGUUUUUUUUUAAUGACAUGAUUGUGGCAAUUUACUUAAUUUAGUAUCAAUUUUUGUUAAAGACACUUUCAAACUGAUUGGCCCAGGCUGUAUGUUGUAAGAUAAUGUUCUCAUAUUAAGAAUGUAAUUAUUUCCUUAUUGUAUUUUUUAAAAAACAAAAUCAUAUUUUAAAAAGUCUGUGAAAAAAACCAUGAAAGAAACAUGAAAAAAGUUUUUGUUUUAUUUUUGUUAUUGGAUAUGUUGGUGGUGCCCAUUCUAAUUGACUGUAAAUAUAGUCUUUCUACUGUUCUCAAUUUAUUUAAUUUUUGUGACACAUAUUCCUGGAAACUUCUGUUAAAAAAAAAAAAAAAAAAAAAAAAAAGUCCAAAUAGACCCACCUAGAAGCAUGUGUCUUAGUAGCUUCAACUACCUUUAUGCCUUUCUAGUUUAAUCUUCAGAAGGUCUUGCAGAGUGUGAAAAAAGACUGACACCUGGUAGGUGUGACAGAUCCAA